ACAACCGCCAUCUUUUUAUUUCAGUUCACGUGCAGACUUGGUAAGAAUGACUGCUGACAAGUUUCUGGAGAGGAAAACACUGGAUUGGGGGACUUUUCUUUAAUCUGAUAUAAGUAAUCGUGUCCUUCAAACUAAGUAGCCUACAAACUUCUUUGAAGACGACUAAAAUAGUUGUUGGAAUUUGUCUGCACAGUGUCGAUCGUCAACUCGAAAAAAUUCCUGUGGGCAUAUUUCGGGUAUUAAGGUACAAUGGAAAAGGUGCAAAUAGACCAACUUCUGUCAACACAGAUUCCUAGGAUUGAUGAAAACCACACCGAUAUUCUGCUAGAAGAUGAAGCUCUUCCUGGCCAACAACCACCUGCCUAUCAGUGUUAUAAAUCGGUAUCAGUGCCAGCAUGGAAUGCAUAUGCCUUAGGGUUCCAGUUAAAUACACCAACCAGUGAGGAUUCAUACCCAUUCGGGGCAAAUCAAGAAAAUCUUAAUACUAAUAAGGGGAUAGUUACACAAAUAGCUCCAGAGGAAUUUUCUCUUGAAGAUGUGAGGCAUUUACAAAAGCUAAUCAGAGAUCUCCAUGCAGAAAACAUCCAAAAAACACUGUCAUACAUUAAACUGGAACAGGCCUAUUACUCCAUGAAAGAUGAGGUUGCAGAUUUAAAACGUGGAGCAAAAAUGAAGCAAACGAAAGAAACUGGAGAGAGAUCAAAACACCCGUCUGAUGAGUCGGAAAAUAAAGAUCCUGCAAAGGAAUUAACCGAGAUUAAGGAAAAAUGUAAUGCAGUGCAGAGCGAAGAAGCUAACGUCCCUGGGCUGGUCGGUGAUGAAAGAUUUCAGUAUUUCCAUGCUAUUGUCAGCGAUAGUAAUAUUAUUUUGACAGAAAACAAGAAACUCUUAGAUACCAUGAUGAACAAGGUUCAGGUUUUAGAAUUAGAACUUGCCGCGUGGAUGGAACGUAGCAAGGAGUAUGAAAGGAAACUCCAAAUUAAAUCUUCGUUGGAUAACGGAAUACAAACCGACGAUGUGGACAUUCCGCAACGGUCCUCUAUCCCAAAUAAUAGACACUUGGGAAGAAGUAUUGAUUCUGAAGAGGAUACAGCCACACAGAGGGAACGCCAGAACACUCGAAAUAUAAGUUCUCUCGUUUACAAAUAUCUAGUUCCAAAGGCGAAUUCUUGCUUUUCUUGUCUGAAAACUGCCCUGUGUCGUUGUCCACCAGCUCCACCUCAGUCCGGCAACACUGAAAGACAGAUGGUCUCCAUUCGUAAAUGUGAAAUUUAGUUAGAUGUAUUGUAUUUAUUGAAUUUUUUAAAUUUAUUCUUCGGUAUUGUAAAUCAGCUUUGAGAUCAUUUUUUGAAAAUUAUAUGGCGGAGGGUUUUUUUUGUACAGAAAGUAGGCUUUUGCGGGUAUAAACAUUUUGUGAUAAUCGCA
Messenger RNA from Daphnia pulex (common water flea), 1425 nucleotides. RefSeq lists its product as uncharacterized. The record is from RefSeq and is a predicted model, not a curated record. The transcript has 9 exons. Bases 250 to 1275 code for a protein of 341 amino acids. NCBI's taxonomy places the organism in Eukaryota, Metazoa, Arthropoda, Branchiopoda, Diplostraca, Daphniidae.